CCUGAUGGCAUGACUCAUGACCACUCAUUGGUCCAUCCCAUCCCCUUUCAAUUGUCGUUAACAGUCUUUUCUUCCUUGUCGUUGUUGUCGUCUGCGUCAGUGCGAAAACAUUUGUCUCUAGUAUAACUUCUCCAAAAUCAACAGAAAGUUAAGUAGAAAGGCACUUUCGAGCUCUCUUGAAUGGCUUCUCUAGAUUCUCAUGUGCUGAUGAACUUCUUUUUAAUAUCUAGUCUUUUAGUCACUGCCGUGAGCUCGGAAACCAAGUGUCUGAACUUCAAGUCGAUCAUUAGUUUCGGUGAUUCAAUUGCCGAUACAGGAAACUUGAUCGGUCUCUCUACUCCAAACGAACUUCCUGAAUCCGCGUUUCCGCCGUACGGAGAGACCUUCUUCCACCAUCCAACCGGCCGUUACUCCGACGGCCGCCUCAUCAUCGACUUCAUUGCUGAGUUCUUAGGGCUUCCACACGUGCCUCCUUUUUAUGGAUCUAAUAAUGGAAACUUUGAGAAAGGAGUAAACUUCGCCGUGGGAGGAGCAACGGCACUGGAAUGUUCCGUUCUUGAGGAGAGAGGGAUUCAUUGUCCUCCUAAAAACAAAAGUUUAGGAGUUCAGUUUAAGAACUUCAAAGAGAGUUUACCAAGCCUAUGUGACUCGCCAUCAGGUUGUAUAGAUAUGAUUGGAAAUGCUUUGAUUCUUGUUGGAGAGAUUGGAGGGAAUGAUUAUAAUUAUCCCUUCUUCGGCCACAAAAACAUUGAGGAAGUCAAAGAGCUCGUUCCCCUUGUGAUCUCUACUAUCUCUUCAACAAUCACGGAGCUAGUCGAUAUGGGAGGAAGAACAUUCCUAGUUCCAGGAAAUUUCCCGCUCGGAUGCUCAGUAAUCUAUUUGACAUUAUAUCAAACAUCAAACAAGGAAGAGUACGAUCCUCAAACCGGAUGUUUGACAUGGUUGAACGAGUUUUCAGAAUACCACAAUGAUCAGCUUCAGGCUGAACUCAAUAGGCUCAGGAAGCUCUAUCCUCAUGUCAACAUCAUAUACGGAGACUACUACAACGCUUUGUUACGACUUAUCCAAGAACCAGCCAAAUUCGGGCUUAUGAACAACCCCUUGCCCGUUUGUUGCGGUUUAGGAGGACAGUACAACUUCACCUUUGGUAUAAAAUGUGGUUUAAAAGAAGUUGAAUGUUGUAAAGAUCCUUCAAAGUAUGUGAACUGGGACGGCAUCCAUAUGACUGAGGCUGCGUACAGAUGGAUAGCUGAGGGUUUACUCAAAGGACCAUAUGCGGUUCCUCCUUUCGAUUGGUCUUGCCUCAGCUACAAGAUUAAGGACAAGGAGUCAUUAGACGCACAGUACUAUUAGAUGAACAACGGAUACAAGCUGGUCCGAUAUUUUAAGAGAAAAAAAUAUAUAAUAAGAAAACUAUAUGUGCAAGUUUUUUUUUUUUUUUGACAAAGUUACUAUAUGUGCAAGUUAACUUCAAAGUGCUUGUGUUAGAUCAUGUAUUAAUAUUAUACUUUGUUGUUGCUGGAUCCUGUAUUUGUAUUACAUAUUGUGUUGUUGUUUGGGA
Raphanus sativus (radish) is the source of this 1561-nucleotide messenger RNA. RefSeq names its product GDSL esterase/lipase At2g27360. Bases 181 to 1353 code for a protein of 390 amino acids. Gene Ontology annotation, molecular function: hydrolase activity, acting on ester bonds. The record is from RefSeq and is a predicted model, not a curated record. The transcript is spliced from 5 exons. Lineage: Eukaryota; Viridiplantae; Streptophyta; Magnoliopsida; Brassicales; Brassicaceae.